GAAAUUGGGGCUCAGGAAUCUUUAAGACAUUCGGUUUGCUGUAUUGGCAUUGAAAAUGAGAGUUUAAAAUCAAUAUAGUUUUUGUCUGCACGUCGCUAUAGCAACAAACUCCUUUAAAUUAAAUCAUUUUCGUAUAUUCUGUAAUCAGUAUCGUAGCAACUGCGAUUCAUUGAUUAAACGAAACCAAAAUAUUAAUUUGAAAGGAGUAUUUUAUAAAAGAUCUCGAUAAAAAUGGAGUUUACCCCCGCAACUAUGAACCAACUCGUGCAGUUAUUGAGACCACCGGAACCAGAAGUUUUACAAGGAGAAGACCUGCCGUCUACCGGUUUUGAUAUAACUUCAAACAGGGAUAAAGUAGCAGUAGCGGAAGAAAAGAAUCCUCCAAAAACAAUUGAAGAAUAUGAGGAACAGGUGGCGAAAGAGUUGGACAGUGUCGGUCACGUCGGCGUUGGAUUAGGCGACAGAAAAUGUCCAGAAUAUACCAUGAACUACCAACAGUCCGUAUCAGCUGAAGAUGUGUAUCUUCAGAUUGGGCCAAAAACACCCGGUUCAGCCAGUUGCGAGAAUCUCAUAGUGCGAGUAAAGAUGCCAGGAGAUAAAAAGGAAAAUGUUGAUCUAAACGUGGAUAAAACCAGUGUGACUGUGGACUCCUCACAAUAUUCCCUGAAACUGCCUUUACCGCAUGGAAUUGAUCCUGACUGUUCGAAAGCAAGCUGGGACACAGACACAGAAACUUUAGUUCUGACUCUCAAGUUAGACAGAGAAUUUGAUUUUGUUAAUUUUUAAUAUUAAUUUUCUUGCAAUAAAAUUUAAAUACGCUGAA
Molecule: messenger RNA, 823 nt
Organism: Trichoplusia ni (cabbage looper)
Lineage: Eukaryota; Metazoa; Arthropoda; Insecta; Lepidoptera; Noctuidae
Gene: Dnaaf6
Product: protein PIH1D3
Exons: 4
Coding region: 232-786 (184 amino acids)
Biological process (GO): axonemal dynein complex assembly
Cellular component (GO): cytoplasm
Molecular function (GO): protein-folding chaperone binding; dynein intermediate chain binding
Source: RefSeq, a predicted model, not a curated record